AUGGAUAGUUCACGCGAGCAAUUGGGACUAUCAGACCACGAAAGACGCUGGGUGCGCUACCUGAAAUAUCAUGAUUUGGCAGAACGAGACGAUCAAACCCUUGACCUUGGGAAGGUUUUGGACAUGACACAAAUUCUGGACAUCAAAGUACUUCAACGCGAUAUUUCCGCUCAGGAGGCGAUCGAGGCUGUAGAACAGAAAGGAGAGUACAUCGGGCGUGGAAUCAAUGGGUCCGUCCAGCCGGUCAACUUCCACAGGCAAAAGCUCGCCCGCAAGACGAGCUGGAUCCCAAUCGAAGCGAACCGUGUGGCGUACGAGAAAGAGAUCGAAUGCCUCCAGAAGCUCCAGCACGAUCCACACUGGCAUGUCAUACAGAUGCUGGGUCACUACAUCCAUCCUUACAACGAAGGCCAUCUGCUGCUGUCUCCCCUGGCCGAAUGCACUCUCGAGGAUUUCAUGGCCGGGCCUCUCACAGGCAGAGACCGGCUGGUGAUGCAGCGGUGGUUUGGCUGCCUCUCAGCAGGCCUCAGAUAUAUCCACGACCAUCAAAUCAAGCACAAGGAUAUCAAACCUGCGAAUAUCUUGGUCCAUGGAGAAAAUCCCGUCAUCACUGAUUUUGGAAUAUCAAACUCGUUUCUCGGCGCCAGCUCAUCUAAAGGCCAUUGCCUCGGGGACUGGGUGUACCAAGCACCCGAGGUCAUCAGCCAUGCUCGCCGUGGCCGAUCGCAAGAUGUGUGGUCCCUGGUCUGUUGUUUCAUUGACAUGGCCUCGGAGUUGUUUGGGAUGGGUAGGAGGGAACUUCGUAAAUGGUGCCGACAUGGAGACGACUGGCGUUUCAAUUUCAGUGAGGAUCACGAGAAGAUUGUAUCUUGGUUGAAGAACCUUCUUGCACGAUUAGAAGCAGAGGAACAGCGUGUACUCCUCGAUUUGCUUCUCCAAGGAUUCGAGCGCGAGGAGGCAAAGCGCCCAUCUGCCACUUACCUCUUCAGCCGGCUACAAACCAUGCCUUCUUUGGUCGGAGAGUGCUGUGCGAUGACCGAUUCGGGUCAGGAGGCAGCAGCUGGAAAGCCAUUGCCUUCUUUGUCCCGGACACCCUCCAACCAAACUGGUCCAGAGCCUAUUCGGCGCUUUAUCACCUCUCUCCGGAAAAGCAUGUUGAGUCAGCGACAGGCACCUGCGAUCAAUUCAAGCUUGGACAGGCUGGCAACUGAUGUGGAGCGUCAGCAGGUUCGAAGUCUGCGGUCUGUCGAGAGAAAGCUGUUGUUUUAUAUCUUACCGGCUCAAUGCUCCUCGGCGGACGAAUAUCUCACACUUUGCAAGGUCUUCGUCUGCGAACUGGCAAAGGCGGCGAAAUCUCCAACAAACAGCUCCUGUCUCUACGAGGAAGUGACUCGAGAGGAAGAAAAGCCCUAUACAACGGCCUAUUUUUCAAUCUUGCUCCACAGGAUAACCAACCGCUGCUUCACGAGUCACUGGAAUAGGACUCACGAUGCUCUCGGCACCAUUGUUCUGAGUAGCUGCCCCGAACUCACCUCGCCCAAGCAGCCACCAGCAAAAGAGACUUCUGCGGGCAAACCUGCGCAGAGAGAGGAAAAGGCGGGUAAGAAGCCACUGGUGGUCCGUGGAGGGCCGUCUCAGAGAAAGUAG
Molecule: messenger RNA, 1647 nt
Organism: Fonsecaea erecta
Lineage: Eukaryota; Fungi; Ascomycota; Eurotiomycetes; Chaetothyriales; Herpotrichiellaceae
Exons: 2
Coding region: 1-1647 (548 amino acids)
Biological process (GO): protein phosphorylation
Molecular function (GO): ATP binding; protein kinase activity
Source: RefSeq, a predicted model, not a curated record